AUGUCCCCUCUGGAUAGGGAGCAGACAGACCCUGCAGCGUGGAGGAACGAGCCAGCCGAGAGCAGCUCCUCGCCGCUGCUUCCCCGCCCCCCAAAAGGCAUCAGCUCCCCACCCCCCGCCGCAUCAGCCCAGAGGGGAUCCCUCCCUCUCCUCCCCAACACACACGCACACCGCCACCAGGAGCGCCCAGGGAAGCCGCCUGCCGCGAAGAGCCCCCACCCCACCCCACCCCACCCCCGAAGGCAGCCCGAGCCCCCUCCCCGCGACGCAGGACUUGGGAGGAAGAGUCCGGCCUCUCCCCCCCUCGGGGUUGUCCCGCCGCUUGGGGGGGUCCGAGGGACGCCAUGCUGCGCCAGAAGGAGAAAAGGCGGAAAGCGGCGCGCUGGGGCUAAACGCCGGACCGGAGGCGCGGGCACCGGCAGCCCCCGGCCCCCUCCGCGGAUUCGCCCCCAGGCAGAAGGGGCUGGGAGGAGGAGGAGGGGGCGUCCCCGUCUGCAGGGCGACUCCGCUCCGACGCCCGCCCGCGCCAGGACGGCUCUUCCCUGCCGCCGAGGGGUCAGCGGCCUCUCGCCUCGCCCGGCUCCGGCCAUUGAGGCCUCGGCGCCUUGGCCCCCGCCGCCUCCCCUCCUCUCCGGCGGGCCGUGGCGCCUGGCCCCCUCGCCGCCCCGCCUGCGCUGCGCCCAGCUCCCCAGCUGCACGAAGCCCCGCGCCCCUCCGGGCGCCCUGCCGGCCGCCCCAUGGCCAGGGCAGCGCAGCAGGCGGAGCCUCCGCGGCGGGGGGGGAGGCGGCGGCGCCGGCGGCACCAGCCCCACCAGCCCCACCAGCCGCCCCGGCUCCCGCUGCCCCUGCCGCUGCUGUGAGGGCUGCAGCGGCGCCGGCGGGGCCCCCAGCAGGAAGGCGCUGCUCCUCAGCCGCUUCUGGGCGCUGCUGCCCUGGGCGCUGCUGGCGCUGGUCGUGCUGGACGGCGGCGGACGCCGGGCGCCCCCUCCGCUGGCCCGGCGGCCCCCCGCCCCCCCGCAGCAGCAGCAGCAGCAGCCCCCCGAGGGGGCGGCCCGGCGGCCGGAGCCCCAGCUGCCCCUCAUCUACGCCAUCACGCCCACCUACAGCCGUCCGGCGCAGAAGGCCGAGCUCACGCGGCUGGCCAACACGUUGCGGCAGGUGUCGCGCCUGCACUGGGUGCUGGUGGAGGACGCGGCGGCGCGCAGCGAGCUGGUGGGGCGCUUCGUGGCGGGGCUGGCCCGGCCCGGGGGGGGCCCGCCCUGCACCCACCUCCACGUGCCCACGCCCCCCCGCUACAAGCGGCCCGGCCUGCCCAGGGCCACCGAGCAGCGCAACGCCGGCCUGGCCUGGGUGCGGCAGAGGCACCAGCGCGCGCCCGCCCCGCCGCCCCCCGGGGUGCUCUUCUUCGCCGACGACGACAACACCUACAGUCUGGAGCUCUUCCAGGAGAUGCGCACAACCCGUAAAGUGUCUGUUUGGCCUGUGGGGCUGGUGGGCGGACGACGCUAUGAACGCCCCAUUGUGGAAAAGGGCAAAGUUGUUGGCUGGUACACUGGCUGGCGAGCAGAUAGGCCUUUUGCCAUUGACAUGGCAGGGUUUGCUGUGAGCCUUCAGAUAAUCUUGUCCAACCCAAAAGCUGUAUUCAAACGCCGUGGAUCACAGCCUGGGAUGCAGGAAUCUGAUUUUCUGAAACUCAUAACCACAGUGGAAGAACUGGAGCCAAAGGCAAACAACUGCACAAAGGUUCUUGUAUGGCACACACGAACUGAAAAGGUAAAUCUAGCUAACGAGCCAAAGUAUCACCUGGACACAGUCAAAAUUGAGGUAUGAUCUGUACACAUAAAAUAAGAUGUACCAAAAUUAAUGGAGGCAACUGUGUUAUACCUACUGAACUCGGUUAAACAUUCAAACACUAUACAGCUUGCUGUUGUGGAACAACGUCCUUUACUCAUCUAAAGAAAGACUUCUGUGCAAACAAUC
Molecule: messenger RNA, 1980 nt
Organism: Euleptes europaea (tarantolino)
Lineage: Eukaryota; Metazoa; Chordata; Lepidosauria; Squamata; Sphaerodactylidae
Gene: B3GAT2
Product: beta-1,3-glucuronyltransferase 2
Exons: 5
Coding region: 1-1830 (609 amino acids)
Biological process (GO): carbohydrate metabolic process; chondroitin sulfate proteoglycan biosynthetic process
Cellular component (GO): Golgi membrane
Molecular function (GO): galactosylgalactosylxylosylprotein 3-beta-glucuronosyltransferase activity
Source: RefSeq, a predicted model, not a curated record